AUGAUCGCUUUCACCACAGAAAAUAUACAUAGUUCAAUAAGUGAACUAUGUGGCACUACCGUCCAGCCCGAAAAUCCUACCGAACUAUAUGAAAUGCAAGAAUGCGUCGGAAAGGGUAGCUUUGGUGACGUGUAUCGAGCCCUGGAUAAACGAAGUGGUAAAAUUGUCGCUAUCAAGGUUAUUAAUCUUGAAGAAACUCAGGAUGACAUUGACAUUAUGGCACAAGAGAUAUUUUUCUUGUCGGAGUUAAAGUCACCUUAUAUUACGAGUUAUUAUAAAACAUACAUUGAAGACGUGUCCAUGUGGAUAGUCAUGGAGUACUGUGGAGGAGGGUCCUGCGCAGAUUUGUUGAGGCACCUCCCGGAACAUAGUAUAUCCGAGUAUAAGGUUGCAUAUAUUAUAAGGGAAGUGCUAUGUGGACUAGAAUAUCUACAUAGUCAGAAGAAAAUCCAUCGAGACAUUAAGGCUGCAAACAUACUUCUCACAGACGAAGGUGAGGUUAAAUUGGGCGAUUUUGGUGUUAGUGGUCAAAUAAUGGCAACUUUAAAGCGCACUACAUUUGUUGGUACACCUUACUGGAUGGCACCAGAAAUUAUCUCCAGAAAGAAUGGCGGCUACGACGAAAAGGCAGAUAUUUGGUCCUUAGGGAUUACAGCUAUAGAAUUGAUGACAGGACAGCCACCCUAUGCAAAACAUGAUCCGAUGAAGGUACUUAUGAAUAUUCCACUAAAGAAACCUCCUAAAUUGCAUGGAAGGUUUUCACAUGCAGCGCAUGAUUUCAUUUCUCAGUGUCUGAACAAAGAUCCAACUCAACGGCCAACAGCUGCAGCCUUACUGCAUCACAAAUUUCUUAGUCGAGCUUCAUGGAAAGUGGUGAACAAUUUGAAAAGGGAGGUAGAUUUGGUGUCCAUUUUGAAAAGUCGAAUCAACUACUUCAAACAGCCAAGAUUUUCCCUAUCGGAUAAAAUAUAUCAAAGCGGAACUAGUCGUUAUCUAGCGACAUGGAACUUCGAAACAUCUAGGAAAUUGGCAAAGCAAAAUAAAGCUAUAUUCGAUGAAGGUGUGAAGGAGAACAAAUCUCGACACCUCAUUGAAUUAAAUGUGCAGAAUGCGACGUCCUCGCCUAAUAGUGAAAAUAGUCCUGUUUCUGGGCUGAUAAGUCCCAAUAUCAAGACGCCCGCUACUAAUGCUACCACACCUACCAUGAGACAUUAUAUGGGAGAAAAAGAUUACGACGUGUCUAUGGGUGUGCGCGAGGCCGAAGGUGUAAAGGAAAAUUUCCAACAUAUGACUGGUAAGGAGCUUAACUAUUUCAGGCAUAUUAUACUGUUCAGCUUUCAAAGAAUACACGAAAGAGCCCGUUCGCAAGAAACAAAGGUAGUUGUUGAUCGCCUGAAAUGUCUCUUUGAGGAAGCAGAGAAAUCACAGCCUGGUCUUAGUGAAGCCUUGGUUGAGGAAGUAUAUAUACGAAUGGAGGAAAUUAAGGGUUUUAUAGUGGAACGUUCGUUCUAG
Messenger RNA from Lachancea fermentati, 1512 nucleotides. The record is from the annotation of a GenBank genome assembly. NCBI's taxonomy places the organism in Eukaryota, Fungi, Ascomycota, Saccharomycetes, Saccharomycetales, Saccharomycetaceae.